AUGGAAAUUUUUAAGUGUAAAUACUUAGGUCAUGAAAAUGAAGAAAUUAUUGGAUUUUGUUUGAAUUAGAACUGUUAAAAAGCAACACAAUAUUGUUAUGAAUGUUUAAAUACUAAUCAUUCAGAACAUUUCAAUGAUUGUAUUAGAUUCAAUAAAAUGAUCGAAUUUAUGAAUGAAUUUAUACAAGUUUACAAUCAAUAAAUCAAAUAAUUCAAAGAAAUCUCUCAACAACUUUAAAAUUGUUUUGAAUAGAUUUAAAAAAAAAUGGAUCAGGAAAUUAAAACAUUAGAAAAUAUAUCUUAACAACUUUUAAACUAAGACUAUUUGACUUUUAAGUCAUAAAUACAUAAUAUAAAAUAAUAUUACUCCAAGGAAAAAGAAAAUUAGUUAUGUAUCUUUUUUAUAUUAAUAUAAUAGAAUAACAAAUAAUAUAAUUAAAUAAUAUUUUUGAAACAAUUAAAAAUAUUCUAUAAGAAUAAAAGAAAGUGGAUGAUAAAUUUGAUGAAGCUAAUUAAAAUGAUAUUAAAAUAGAAGUAUAAAAUAAACAGAAUGAAUAAAAAGAGUAGUAAUCGAUUAUAGAGGCUUAAAAUAAAUUUAAUGAAGGUAUAAUCAUAUUUAUUUUAUGUUAGGAGUGGAAUUACAUAAAUUAAAUAAAUAUGGAGAAGCAAUUGAAUGUUACGACAAAGCUAUUUCCAUAAAUCCUAAUGAUGCUGAUUUCUGGAAUAAUAAAGGUAAUUGAUUGUUUUACAUUAUUAUUUAGGUACUGCAUUAAAAAAUCUAAAUAAAUAUGGAGAAGCAAUUGAAUGUUACGACAAAGCUAUUUCCAUAAAUCCUAAUGAUGCUGAUUUCUGGAAUAAUAAAGGUAAUUGAUUGUUUUACAUUAUUAUUUAGGUAAUGCAUUAGGCAAUUUAAAUAAAUAUGGAGAAGCAAUUGAAUGUUACGACAAAGCUAUUUCCAUAAAUCCAAAUUAUGCUUCUGCUUUUAGUAAUAAAGGUAAACUGCUUUAUAAUUAAGGCUGUGCACUACAUUAAUAAAAGAAAUAUGAGGAAGCCAUCUUUUCGUAUGAUUAAGCCCUUUCUAUUAAUAUUACUCCUUUAAGACUUAGACUGAAAGGUAAACCAUUCUUAAUUUAAUUUCCAUAUAGCUGA
Paramecium primaurelia is the source of this 1148-nucleotide messenger RNA. The record is from the annotation of a GenBank genome assembly. NCBI's taxonomy places the organism in Eukaryota, Ciliophora, Oligohymenophorea, Peniculida, Parameciidae.